Messenger RNA from Solanum verrucosum, 1381 nucleotides. RefSeq names its product AP2/ERF and B3 domain-containing transcription factor RAV1-like. Lineage: Eukaryota; Viridiplantae; Streptophyta; Magnoliopsida; Solanales; Solanaceae. Gene Ontology annotation, molecular function: DNA binding; DNA-binding transcription factor activity. Gene Ontology annotation, biological process: regulation of DNA-templated transcription. The record is from RefSeq and is a predicted model, not a curated record. The coding region runs from base 54 to 1169 and encodes 371 amino acids. The transcript has a single exon.
UCCCCUCUCUCUCUCUCUCUCAAAAACCAAAACAGAGUAAAAAAAUAAAUUAAAUGGAGGUAAGUUGCAUAGAUCAAGAAAUUAGCACAACUAGUGACUCCCCAUCAACCAUUUUCCCGGCGGAGAGACCCCGCCAGAUGGGAAGUGGAGUCAGCGUCAUAAUAGACGCUGACUCCACAUAUGGUGUAGAAGCAGAGUCAAAAAAUAAUACUAGUAAUAAUAAUAAGCUUCCUUCUUCAAAGUUCAAAGGUGUUGUCCCUCAACCAAAUGGUCGAUGGGGUGCACAAAUCUACGAAAAACAUCAAAGAAUUUGGCUUGGUACAUUCAAUGGCGAAGAAGAAGCAGCAAAAGCUUAUGAUAUCGCAGCACAAAGAUUCCGUGGUAGAGAUGCUGUGACAAAUUUCAAACCCCUGUUUGAUAAAUAUUGUCAAACAGAGGAAAUUGAGAUUUCAUUUUUGAACUCUCGUUCUAAGGUUGAGAUUGUUGAUAUGCUACGUAAACACACGUAUAAUGACGAGCUUGAACAUGCCAAGAAAGUAUAUAACAACAAUAAUUUCGACAAGAAUGGAAGGAGGACAUGCCAUACUAAUGAUAUCGCGACUUUUUCAUUAGAUAAUAAUGAAAAAGUCGCGAACAUAGCUCGUGAACUGCUUUUUGAAAAAACAGUUACACCGAGCGACGUUGGAAAACUUAAUAGGCUUGUUAUUCCAAAACAACACGCGGAGAGAUAUUUCCCUUUGGUAGCCAAAGUAAAUGGAAAUGGUAAUACUUCUAAUGGGGAAUUGUUAAAUUUUGAAGAUAUGAAUGGUAAAAUGUGGAGAUUUCGAUAUUCGUAUUGGAAUAGUAGUCAAAGUUACGUAUUGACUAAAGGAUGGAGUCGUUAUGUUAAGGAAAAUAAGUUGAAGGCCGGAGAUAUUGUGAGUUUCAAACGAUGUUUUGGAGUUGGAGUUGAAGAUAAACAACUUUUUAUUGACUCGAAGACCAGAAUAAUACGAGGUGAACAAUUAAAAGUGAUUAGAUUAUUUGGAGUGAAUAUAUGCAAGGUUCAAGAUGUUAGUAAUAAUGUUGUUGUUGAGAAAAAUAUGAGUGUUGGCAAAAGAAUGAGGGAGAAGGAGUUGUUGGCAUUUGAGUGUAGCAAGAAACAAAGGGUUAUAAUUGAUGCCUUGUGAAAUUUUCUUGUGUUUGUAAUAAUUUUCUUUUCCUUUUUGUACUUUGGCUUUUAGAUGUUUUAAUUGAUAUACCUUCCAAUUGUAUAUUAGUAUUACUAGAAAAAAAAAUGGCUCAAAAAGAGAGCUCAUCAACUAUGGUGUAAACAUAGAUGAAAAUAGAGACAACAAAUUAAUUAAUAUGAGUCUCUAGCUUUUUUAUAUGCUUUUUUUUC